UGUCUCUCUCCAGUUUCCGCGCGCUCUUCCAAAUAGCAGGACGUCGAAUACAACCAGUCAAAAUCGGCUUUUCCAACUUUUUAGUGACACUUUUUCUCUCUUGGUGCAAAAAAUGCGAGCGUCUUGUCGGCGACGAGGCGCUUCUUGAAGUGGUGCGUGUGUGUGGUGAGCUUUAGAAAUCGGCAGGAUGUGCGACGUCCGACGCAGGACUUGGGUCUUGUUGGGGCUGCUACUGGGAUUGUUUACCGGUGGAGAAGCUCUCAAGGAUGUAUCAGUGACCAUUCCUCCCGCUGUCAAAAUCAUGGACACCGUCACAUUGCAAUGCCGAUACGACCUCCAAGGGGAGCCCCUCUACACCGUCAAAUGGUACAAAGGGGGACAAGAAUUCUUCAGGUACAUCCCCAAGGAGUUGCCAAGUACUCAAGUGUUUCCACUACCAGGCAUCAACGUCGAUCUGAGCAAGUCCAGUCCUAACGAGGUCGUCCUGCGAAAUGUGCAACCGGAAGUCACCGGACGAUACAAAUGCGAAGUUUCCUCCGACUCACCGAAUUUCUACACUUUCAUAGUUUCUGGGUACAUGUACGUGAUUGACGUCCCUGAGGAGGACCCCGUCAUGACAUUCGAAAAAGAUCUAUUAGAGAUGGGUUACACCGUCCGGGGUAACUGCACAUCACCUCCUUCUUAUCCUCCAGUCAAUAUCACCUGGUUACUCAACGGGAAAAAGAUAAACGAAAGCUCACUCAGACACAUUCCAGUGCCGAACGCUAUCGUAACCGACAACCGACGGCAACCGGUUAUAACCCAGUCAGCCCUCGAGCUGGAAAUUGAUGGGAGUACAUUCGAAGGAGGCAAGGCUCGAAUUCAGUGUGUGGCAACACUGUUUCACUUGUAUCGAAGAGAAGUCGAACUGAUCUUCGAAGAGGAAAAACCGAGACCUAGGCCUUCGUCCGAGCUACGCACCAGGGAUGCGACAGAUGGAUGCAAGGGUCGAUAUGCGAACGCUGCACUUCUUAUUGGACUCGUCCUGGUGGGUCUGCGGUAACGCCGAAGCUAAAUAAAGUGUGUGCAAAGUUUAAAUACAAUCAAAUAGAGCUGUAAAUAAUAAAAAAUGUAAAUACUUUUAGGUUGGUAUCGACUAGUAUUAAAUCAUUUUAUACCUACCAAAAAAAAUCAAACGGUUUCAAGUAAAAAAUGUAAAGUAGUGUUGACCUAAGUUAUUUUUUGCAAGGGUAUGACAUUGUGAUAAACUGUGAAAAGUGUAAAUAAGACAUUGAGAGACAUGUCAGUGUACCAUAGGAAAAUACUAAAAUAGAUAAAAAUAUUAUAAAUGUAUUUAAAAGUAAUAAAAGCCAAAGACUCAAGACUCUUCUUGUUCGAAACGCAAUUCAAGUCAUCAGUAGUUAUUGUGUGUUCGAUCCAUCAUAUAAGAAUUGUUGUAAAAUGUAUUACAUAUUUGUUACCUAAUGUAAAACCCGAGCUAAAUAAAGUAUUGUUAAAAAAAA
Molecule: messenger RNA, 1502 nt
Organism: Tribolium madens (black flour beetle)
Lineage: Eukaryota; Metazoa; Arthropoda; Insecta; Coleoptera; Tenebrionidae
Exons: 6
Coding region: 188-1042 (284 amino acids)
Source: RefSeq, a predicted model, not a curated record